CUAUUGAAUUCAGCGCAAAAACUCUUAGUCAAAAUUGAAGACAUAAUGAACGAGCUGGAAAAAGAGAUAGAAGCGAAGAAAUUUCCUUAUAAGGUUUCAAAGGCGUGCGUAUUUUGCAAAAAUGCCAACCACACGUCAAAUUAUUGCAGAACUGUGGUUGGAAUGAAUGAAAGAAGAGAUAUCCUGAAAAAGGAGCAGCUGUGUUGGAAGUGCUUCGCUGACAGCCAUAAAAGAAGCGAAUGUUCCAAGAAAAAUUGCUCGUGCUGCAAACAAAUGCACGAUGUCAGCGUAUGCUCGCCAAUGGUCCCAUGCAAAAAGGGAACGGUCCCAAUGACUCCAACAAGUCAAGUUCUGGAUUCCAGCCUAGGAACAACAUCCUACUAUAUAAAACGCGCUAAGUGUGUCUGUUAG
Molecule: messenger RNA, 411 nt
Organism: Haemonchus placei
Lineage: Eukaryota; Metazoa; Nematoda; Chromadorea; Rhabditida; Trichostrongylidae
Source: the annotation of a GenBank genome assembly